Messenger RNA from Ricinus communis (castor bean), 1879 nucleotides. RefSeq names its product EPIDERMAL PATTERNING FACTOR-like protein 8. Gene Ontology annotation, biological process: stomatal complex development; guard cell differentiation. The transcript is spliced from 2 exons. The record is from RefSeq and is a predicted model, not a curated record. NCBI's taxonomy places the organism in Eukaryota, Viridiplantae, Streptophyta, Magnoliopsida, Malpighiales, Euphorbiaceae. The coding region runs from base 651 to 977 and encodes 108 amino acids.
UUAAAUAUUUCUUAUGAUAGCAGAAGAGUGAAAACUCGAACUCAAUUUUUGUUAAACUGAGAAAUGCAUCUGUUAAUACCGUACUAAACUAGUGGUUGCAAUUACUAAUUUAUCUGACAUGAAGGGUAUAUAAUAUGAAAAUAAAAUGUCUCUUUUUCAUGAACAUAUGAUAUAUCUUUUUCAAAUAUUUGGAGAGAGAAAACAAAUGAAGACAUAAUAGUACUUCAAUAAUUCGGAAAAGAAGGUCAAGUCAUCAGCUAGCAAAAGAUGAAAAAUGUUACUUCAGUCAUUCACACUGAAACCCUGAACACACAUUGUAACUAUUGCUUGAAAAGAGUCUUCAAAGAAAAGCCUAUUUCUUUUGGGACCACUCACUCCUUUCUUCACACGCACACAUAGAGAAAAAACAAAAAGAAAAAAAAAAGUGAGAAUACAUUGUAUAUUUUCAGCAAACAAAACACUACAGCUUCUGCAAUCAUAUGUUGGAAACAUGUAGUAUUAUUGCAAGAAAACCUCUUUUUAACUGGAAUCACCAGUGUCAUCACAAAAUAAUAGCUAUAGCUUCUCAAUUUUCUUCUCUUGAAGGGAAAAAAAAUCUUUCAUAAUCCAUUCUGUAUUACUGUUUCUAUUUACUUCAUUGACAAGACCUUAUGGCUUCAUUAGCUUACUACCCAAAUGGGCUAACAAGAAUUCCAUUAGUCAUUCUGAUGUUCAUCUUUUUCCUUCCAUUCUUUUCUUCCACUUCAGUUUUGACAGUUGGGUCAUCACCAUAUUUAAGAGAUAAUGAUGGAAAGCAAAUGAAAAUGGUGUUGGGUUCAAGGCCACCUCAGUGUAUCAAUAGAUGCUUAAAUUGCAGGCCUUGCAUGGCUGCUCUAGUUACUCCUCCACACCACAAAACGUCAUUGUCUAGAGGGGAUGAAAGUUAUUAUCUGCUAUCAUGGAAGUGCAAAUGUGGAGAUAAGUACUUUCAACCUUGAUAUAAAUAUGUAUAAACCCUAAAUCCUAAACCCUAUCUAGCCAGUAUAUUAAUUUUGUAUUACAUGUAGCUAACCUUUCUUUCUCUCUCUCUCUCUCUCUCUCAUUCUCUACCAAAAAACCGUAGUAAUAUUAAACUUUGGGGCUUACUUUCUGCUCCUUUAUUUCAUUUGUAGUCUACUGUCUCGUGAAAUAUGUAUAAGUUCCUUAAGCAGCAACGAUAACUAGCUAUAAACAUCUCUUUCUCGGUGCCUCUUUUAAAGAAUAAUAUACUUGUUAAUUUCAGAAGUAUUGACAAUUAUAAUUUUGUGUAGGGAAAUGAUAGUGUCUGUAUGUUACUAUUUCGAACUUUUGAUAAUACCUGAGUUUUGUGUCAACUCUCCUUUUUGAUCAAUACAAGGACUGUGUGCUUUCACUUUGGGUUCAUCAUUUGAGAUUUACUCGAGUUACUUAAAGAUGCAAACAUGCGAAGGACUGUUUAGGAUUAUCAUUGGAUAUGUAUAAAUAGUAUUCGAAUCUAAGACGUACUAAUAAAGAGCUCAAGUCUUUACUGAGGAAGAGGAAGGAAUAAGUGAAAUUUUACAUUGUGGGGAAGCAAAUUAACUGUACAGAGAGCUUCACUCCAUUCACACUUUCACCAAUUCUGUUUGGUUUUUCCUUGUUUGUUUCAUUUAUUUAUUAACCUUUCUCCCGGAGAAACAGCUUAUACUUGAACAUUAGAAGAUGAUUCCCGUAAAGUGAAUGUUGCUCUACUGGAUUAGCCUGAAGUUGUCCUUGGUGCCACCGGAGGGCCGUUAUCGAAAUAACAAAAGCUAGCAAUGGUGAUAUUAAUUGGAAAGCUUACCAACUAUCCAAGCCACGUGCAAAAAUAUGCAGUUUGUCAUGAUGGAACAAUGGUAGUUUG